Molecule: messenger RNA, 2469 nt
Organism: Spodoptera frugiperda (fall armyworm)
Lineage: Eukaryota; Metazoa; Arthropoda; Insecta; Lepidoptera; Noctuidae
Product: translation initiation factor IF-2
Exons: 5
Coding region: 112-1350 (412 amino acids)
Biological process (GO): double-strand break repair via nonhomologous end joining
Cellular component (GO): DNA ligase IV complex; nucleus
Molecular function (GO): DNA end binding
Source: RefSeq, a predicted model, not a curated record
AUCUGUCAAUAAUCUUCAUUAUCAUUCCGUCAUUUCUCACGGGAAAAUAUACGUAAAUUGUUUGUGUUGUAUGAAUAUAAAAAUCAUCUGAUUGUCGUGUUUGUAGUGAUAAUGUGGAAACGAAUUAAAGAAACCCAUUACUUUUUGUUUUUUUCAACUGAGCAUGGAUAUGAAAUAUGCAUCACGGACAACAUUAACGUAUGGACCAUCUUGUAUUCCCAAACUGAAUUUCUAGAUGAAAUAAAGACAAGUAAUGAUGGCCUUGAAUUGGCAGAUGAUAAUGAAUAUCUUCGGAGAGGCAUGCAUCUGGUGUCCAAUAUUGAUUACUUGACAAAGUUUGAAAUAUUAAAAUUAGAUAAUGGGUUAACUCUGUUUAUUUCACUGACUAUGUCAUUUAGAUUCCCUUUUUACCUUAAAUGUAAACUAUCAAAGGGUUCACAGGAACUAUUUUACCAAAAAGUCACUCGGCCAUUGCUGAAGUCUAUUUCUGAUUUACGUGAGAGCCAGAGUGAGCUGCGUCGCUUGCUGAUAAAGAAGGACAUGGAGAUAGAGGAGUAUAAGGCUAGUUCCGGAGUAGUUGACCGGUACCUGCAGACAGUGCCAUUCAAUGAUGCUGAGCACAUGUUCAAGCAUAAAGUUUAUGAUGAAAACUUUAGCCUGUCUCCAAAAACCAUUACUGAAAAUGUCAAACAUCUGGAUAAUACUGUUGGGAGGCAAAUGCAAAAUCGAAAUGAAAACCAAGCAGUAAUACAAGAGCCGGUGCCAAAUGUAAGACCUCAGGUAAAUGUUAGACCUGAGGGUAAUGUUAGACCUGAGAGAAAUGUAAGGCCUGAGGGAAAUGUUAGGCCUGAGAGAAAUGUAAGGCCUGAGGGUAAUGUUAGGCCUGAGAGAAAUGUUAGGCCUGAGGUAAAUGUUAGGCCUGAGAGAAAUGUAAGACCUGAGGGAAAUGUAAGACCUGAGAGAAAUGCUCGACCUGAGGGAAAUGUUAGGCCUGAGAGAAAUGUAAGACCUGAGGUAAAUGUUAGGUCUGAAAGAAAUGUUCGACCUGAGGGAAAUGUUAGGCCUGAGAGAAAUGUAAGACCCGAGGAAAAUGUUGAGCGUGAGGCAAAUGUAAGACCUGAAGUAAAUGUACGACCGGAGCCACAGGCCCCUGUUAAACAGGAACCUGAUAUAAUCGAGCCAGACACUACGGUACCCAUUGAUCCAGUCCCAUAUAGGAAGAACGGAAUAAAGUCUGAAGAUGAUGAGACAAGCGUGUCUAUCACUGCUUCUGUUAGCUACCAACCGGAAUUAAGGAGGGAGAGUCUGCGGCCCCAUGUGCCACGGAAAAGAACAAAGUUCAACCUCUGAUAAGUAACUCACCAAAGAUUUUUAUUCACUAUUUAUUUUACAAUAAAGCUUAUUUUACAAUGAUUGCACACAUGAAGUCCGUUUCUAUAGAAAAUUGCAGUAUUUCAGCAUUGCACCUUUAAAUGAGAUUUUUGAUGAUGUUGAUUUUAUUUUAUUUUUUUAUCUUCAUCAUUUUAUUUGGAACUGCGAUAAAAAAAGAAAAGAAAAAAAAAAUGGUUCCAUUACUUUUUUGGUUAGAAGGUGUUUGCUCAUGAUGAUGAAUUAAUUAGGUCUGUGAUGAAGGAUAAGUUGAAUGAAAUUAUACCGUCGGUAUUUAUGAAUGCACAUUUUACUGUGUUUAUGUAUAAAUGAGGAAAAAACUGGGAUGACAAAAUGUAUAUGUGUGUGUAUGGCCACUUUUGUAUGAUAGAGAGGUGUAUUGUAGUAUUGUUAAAUGUUUUUCUUUUACAUGUGUUUUCUAUGGAAAUGGAUUACCUAAUAAUCUUAGUACCGUAUACAUAUAAACAAUAUACUUACAUAUAAUUAAAUUCAGAUGUUUUCAGUGUUUAGUAGUGAUCACAAGAUAUUUAAUAAUAUCUUAUAGUUUUCAAUGUUUCAAAAUAAAUGUCGUGUAAUAGAAUUGCUGUACUUUCCACAAUAAUUGUAGUCAUUAAACAGUAUUUAAUGUUAUUUUUAUAUUUAUUUUAAUAAAAUUAAUAUAUAAAUUAGAUUUAUUUAGGCUGUAAAGUGUUUUGUAUUCAGGACAUUUGAUGUGAUGUAAUAUUUUAUAUUUAGUUUUUAUUUUUAAGUUUACGAAAAAAGUAAGUUUAUUUUUAUUUUCAUAAUGAUUUGCAUAAAUAGAUGAUGGAGAAAAACAGAUUCUGUGUUAGUGUUUUGUAGUUCUUUUUAUUUAGUUUUAUGAAAUUAUUUAUCGUGAUACUGUUUUCUAUAGUCUUUAGCAUUUUAAAUAUAAAAAUGAAUAUCAUAUCUGUACUUUUUAGAAUUAUAAUAAUGUCAAACGUAAUUAGGCCUUUGCCUAUAAAAUAUCUGUUAGUUCAGUAAGUUUCCUAUAGAACAACUGUAUACUGUAUAUAUAGGACCAUUAUACUGAAAUAAAAAUGAAAUAAACGAUUGAUUUUA